AUGCCGAAUGCUGGUAAUCGUGUUGCGAUAUAUCGGUAUACCCGAGGUGGGGCUGUGCAGCAGAGGAAAGUGAGUUCAUUUUCACAGCUUGAAGGCGAGUAUGACGUGGUGGUUAACUGUGCUGGUUUAGGGGCCAAGGCCCUGACUGGAGACGAGAAGUUGCAGCCAAUGAGGGGACAGAUGCUGAGGGUGUCCGCUCCAUGGGUGAAACACUUCCUACACAGCUCGAACUCAUUCUACUUUAUCCACAAUGUGGACAACGUUGGUAUUGGAGGCUUCAAGACUGUCGGGGAUUACAGCACCAGCGUGCGCCAUGAUACGUCUAAGGACAUCUGGGAGAAACUUCACAAAGCUAUGGCCUCCACUCAAGCUCACUCACUCCUGAACGUUGAUCUCAUUUUCAAGGUUGUGCAUAACUACGGUCACGGGACGACUGGCAUCAGUUUGAGUUGGGGAACGGCCGUUCACGCAGCAGAACUUGUUAAAGAAAUGUUUGCACAUACGUCACGACUUUGAAUUAUCUCCCCUUGGUUGCAUUGUGUCGGCUCAUCUCAGUCCAGGUCAUUGGGAACAACCCAUAUUGAAGUUAACCAUUUUGUUAUACAACCCAAUGUGGCGGCGGUGCCGGCGGUCCAUACAAAAGCGCUAUUUGAUAUAAAUUCUAUAUAUUAAUCAUUAAAAACAUUUCUAAAAAAUCA
Haliotis rubra (blacklip abalone) is the source of this 698-nucleotide messenger RNA. Its product is annotated as D-aspartate oxidase-like. The record is from RefSeq and is a predicted model, not a curated record. Gene Ontology annotation, molecular function: FAD binding; D-amino-acid oxidase activity. Bases 1 to 516 code for a protein of 171 amino acids. NCBI's taxonomy places the organism in Eukaryota, Metazoa, Mollusca, Gastropoda, Lepetellida, Haliotidae. The transcript has 6 exons.